AUGAAGCACAGGAAUCGUGGGCAGUGUCUCAUCUUCAACAACAAGACUUUCGACUCCUGUACGCGACUUAACGAGCGGAGGGGUACGGAAGCCGAUGCCCGAGAUCUUGCCGGCGCUUUCCGGUCACUGGACUUCAAUGUCUCCAUUUAUGAGAACCCAUCCGCCAAAGAGAUUACUUCCACUCUCGACAGAGGCGAUCAGUGCCCCACUCUGGCCUCUAAGCCCAAGAUAUUCUUCAUUCAGGCCUGUCAGGGCGACCGAUUGGACGAAGGAGUGGCUGUUCGCCAAUCUUUCGACGUGACCGAUGCCGGACACGGCUACUACCGGAUCCCCAAUUAUGCGGACUUUCUCAUCGCCUACAGCACUGUCCCGGGGUAUUAUUCGUGGAGAAACACGACGCAGGGCUCGUGGUUUAUACAGGCGUUGACCCAUGUGUUGGGCAAACACUCGCAGAAUAUGGAUGUGCUCACUAUGAUGACUAUUGUCAACAGAUUAGUGGCCUAUGAUUACGAGUCCUGUGUUCCCAAUGACCCGAGCUUUCAUCAGAAGAAGCAGAUCCCGUGCGUCACAUCGAUGCUGACGCGACUCAUCUACUUUAUACCCAAAGCUUAACGUUAGUUAAGACUUAAUUUAAUCCAUAAAACCAUAAAUUCGUUGAAAUUUAGACAAGUG
Messenger RNA from Oppiella nova, 672 nucleotides. NCBI's taxonomy places the organism in Eukaryota, Metazoa, Arthropoda, Arachnida, Sarcoptiformes, Oppiidae. The record is from the annotation of a GenBank genome assembly.